UUUAAAAACUACAACGAGCCCGCAGUUCUCUUUUUUCAGCAAAGCAACAAUUUACCAGUCACAUGCACGUUAACCUCCUCAGUUUUACGCAAUUGUAGAAAAAAAAAAACGAAGUCAUGAAGUGUUAAAUAUUUCAAAUUCAGUCGCACCGACAUUCGCCCGCAGAGAGACAGAGGGACAGGAGAAACGCGCGCGCUGCGCUCACGCGUCCGUGAGAGGCGACAAAAAAACCCCACAGGCUAUUAAUUUAUAAAAUAAAUCCUCGCCGCAAAGUCGACAGUCUUUUUUUUUACGGUUCUGAAGAAUUAAAUAAAGAAAUCAAGCUGGCUCACGCCGUCUCGAACCCGACUAGUUUGACAGCUGCUCUUCACCCCCUUUGGAGGACUGUCAACAGCAAAAGGAUGGCAUCAGAACUGGCAAUGAGCAACUCCGACCUGCCCACCAGUCCCCUGGCCAUGGAAUAUGUUAAUGACUUCGAUCUGAUGAAGUUUGAAGUGAAAAAGGAGCCGGUGGAGCCCGACCGCAGCAUCAGCCAGUGCAGCCGCCCAGUCGCCGGCGGAUCCGUAUCUUCCACCCCGAUGAGCACGCCUUGCAGCUCGGUUCCUCCUUCGCCAAGCUUCUCGGUGCCCAGUCCGGGCUCGGGGAGCGAGCAGAAGGCGCACCUGGAGGACUUCUACUGGAUGAGCGGCUACCAGCAGCAGCUGAACCCGGAGGCGCUGGGCUUCAGCCCAGAGGAUGCGGUGGAGGCACUGAUCAGCAGCGGCCACCAGCUCCCCAGCUUCGACGGCUACACCCGGGGCCAGCAGUUCGGCGGCGCGGCGGGCGCAGGAGGCGCCGUGGCCGGAGAGGAGAUGGGCUCGGCGGCCGCCGUGGUCUCGGCCGUGAUCGCGGCGGCGGCAGCGCAGAACGGCAAUCCGCACCAUCACCACCAUCACCAUCACCACCACCACCACGCCACGGCGCACCACGGAGCGCCCGGAGCGCCCGCCAACGGCAACGCAGCGGGGAGCCACCAGCACACGCGCCUCGACGAACGCUUCUCCGACGAGCAGCUCGUCACCAUGUCCGUGCGGGAGCUCAACCGACAGCUGCGCGGCGUCAGCAAGGAAGAAGUGAUCCGGCUGAAGCAGAAGCGGCGGACGCUGAAGAACCGCGGCUACGCGCAGUCCUGCCGCUUCAAGCGCGUGCAGCAGCGCCACGUGCUCGAGGGCGAGAAGACGCAGCUCAUGCAGCAAGUGGAGCACCUCAAGCAGGAGAUCUCCAGGCUGAUGCGGGAGAGGGACGCGUACAAGGAGAAAUACGAGAAGCUCAUCGGCAACGGCUUCCGAGAAAACGGCUCGAGCAGCGACAACAACCCUUCUUCUCCGGAGUUCUUCAUGUCUUCAAGAAAAUUUCUGCACCUGUGAUAUGAAGUGUGAGUCCUAAUCUUCACCCCUGCAGUCUGAGAUUAAAGAACUGUUCUGAUCAUCCUUGGAGUUUUCAGUAAAGGUCACCACUAAUAGCGAUUUGCACAGGAAGAAUGAUUCAAAGUGUGGAAACAAUCACAACACAUUAUGUGCUGCUAAGUCCUGACAGCUUGAUUCAGGAUGGCAUAUUUCCACUCUGGCCAUCAGCACUACAUGAGCAGAGGUCCAGUGCUGUAGUUCUUGCCAUACUGACAAAGCCUGUGAACUCAUGGAGAGAGUACAUCAGCAGGGUCAGUACGUAUACCUGCCCUUUGACACAAAGGUCACCAAAGGUCAGUGAUACCAUGAUUCACCAAUUGUCAAAGCUUGUUUUGUUACAGUAGUUUUGCUAAUAUAUUGUUAUAUUGUCAGUAAUAAGGUUAAUGAUAUAGCCAAAAUCAAGGACAGGAUUGGUGGUUUCAUGGAAUUGACUACUGUUCUGUUUUUCACUUAAAUGUAGGUUAAGACUUUGUGUUUUUAGUCUGUGCCUGUGGCCAAGACACACCUUCUAGUGGCUGUCAUAUAGUUUCAGGUUAAGAUCGAGAAAGCCUGUGUCGGCAGUUUGCUUCCUUUUUCCUUGUGGUGGAGACGAUAUGAGGUACAUCUCUUAAAUGGAACAUUAAAUCGUGCCAUUUACUUAUUCUUCUCUAUCACACCUCUGACCGCACACUGACUUUCUCCUUCUCGCAUACACAGUGAAGAACCAAUCAGAAAAGCAUUAAGCAUUGCUAAUUUAAUUUUCCGCACACACUCGCACAUGAACACUCGCACAUCAACACACAAGCACAUGCACACACUUGCAAACACAAACACAAAUAUUAAGACUAUCCUCUAUGCUUUACAAAUUCCAAAUGAAUUGAGUUAUGAGUUUAGUCAUAAAAUAUUCACGGUGUGUUUUUAAUUGAAUAAUCGUGUUUUGGAAUUUAUUCCUAAGUAACAAAACAACAGCACCAUCUAAAAUAACUGUACUGGAUAAACUGAAACACUUUCUCUUUUCUCUUUAGUAUUCUUACAUCUCACCUGUCUGUACUGUGAUAUUGUUAGCUGUUAAAUGGAGGGUCUUUAAAUGUAGGAAUGUCUCUUGCUCUCUCUCUCUACUUCAUUAUUAUCCUUUUUGUCUGUCUCCAUCUCUCUAAUGUGUGUCAAGUCCCUGCUCUAAUUGCUCUGAUUUUAAGUCACAGAGGCUGCUGUUUUUUGUUCAGCUGGUCUGUGUGUGUGUGUGUAUAUGUGUGUGUAUUUGGAACUUAUGUGUGCAUGGGGAUUGCACAAUCCUCUGAAACCUCAGUGACAAUUUCUGUGUGUGUGUUAAAAAUCACCCAGGUUGCACAAAUGGAAAGAUGUUUUUCUGAAACAUGUCCAAUGUUCCAAGGCGCACUUUCAUGCUCUCUGUCUCUGUCUCUCUCUCUCUCUCUCUCUCUGUAUGUGUGUGUGUGUGUGAGUGUGAGUCUAUUAUGUGUAUCUUUACAUGUACAUUUCACUAAUGCAGGGCAUGAGUUAAGAUAAUAACAAUGUUGAAUGAAGGAGUGAAACUAUUGUGGUGUGUUUGAGGGGGAAGGAAGCAGAGGUUUGAUUAUUCUAAAAUGAAAGGAUUUGAAGUGAGCUCAGAUUAUUAGAGAAGAAGAAAGAGCUAGGAGAUCGGUUACACAUCAUGAGAUUUUAGGCUCCUGUGUAUGUCAAGGUACAAACACACAUAUGCUCACAAGCACCCAGUCUUGAAAUACUACAUACGGAGUAGUUUCAGUUGACUUGCAUAUAUUACUGUAUCUAAAUAAAAAUAAAAAAAUAAAAUAAAUAAUAAUAAUAAUAAUAACCAAUACCCUCACAUUAACGUUUGUAACCAAUAAAAAAUCUUUUGGUUCUUUAAGUUAUUUUUUAUUUAAUAAUUUUUGUGUCCACAUUUAAAAAUGGUCAUACAUUGCUAUGACAGGAACAUUUGUUCUCCACAAAGCAUCAUAUACACACACAGUGACUUUUUGUGACACACACCUUUGACUUGGUUAUGAUAAAUGAAUGAUUUAAAAAACUAAUGGAGUAAGACAGAAGGAUGGAGAGACAAAACCAGUUA
This is a messenger RNA of Pangasianodon hypophthalmus (striped catfish), 3510 nucleotides long. RefSeq names its product v-maf avian musculoaponeurotic fibrosarcoma oncogene homolog b (paralog b) (gene mafb). The coding region runs from base 402 to 1406 and encodes 334 amino acids. Gene Ontology annotation, biological process: regulation of transcription by RNA polymerase II. The transcript has 3 exons. Lineage: Eukaryota; Metazoa; Chordata; Actinopteri; Siluriformes; Pangasiidae. Gene Ontology annotation, cellular component: nucleus. Gene Ontology annotation, molecular function: RNA polymerase II cis-regulatory region sequence-specific DNA binding; DNA-binding transcription factor activity, RNA polymerase II-specific. The record is from RefSeq and is a predicted model, not a curated record.